Molecule: messenger RNA, 1213 nt
Organism: Dacryopinax primogenitus
Lineage: Eukaryota; Fungi; Basidiomycota; Dacrymycetes; Dacrymycetales; Dacrymycetaceae
Product: developmentally regulated GTP-binding protein
Exons: 14
Coding region: 20-1144 (374 amino acids)
Biological process (GO): cytoplasmic translation
Cellular component (GO): cytoplasm
Molecular function (GO): GTPase activity; GTP binding
Source: RefSeq, a predicted model, not a curated record
CAUCCACUGUCAAGCAAUCAUGGGUGUAUUAGAAAAGAUCAAGGAGAUCGAGGAGGAGAUGGCCCGCACGCAGAAGAACAAGGCGACGGAGUAUCAUCUCGGGCUUCUGAAGGCCAAGCUAGCGCGGUACAGAGCCCAACUACUAGAGCCCACAUCAAAAGGCGGCAAACCUGGAGAAGGGUUCGACGUGAUGAAGUCCGGAGAUGCGAGAGUUGCGCUCAUCGGGUUUCCUUCUGUUGGGAAGAGCACGUUCUUAUCGAAGAUGACCCGCACUGCAUCGGCAGUAGCAGCAUACGAGUUUACUACUCUUACUGCCAUUCCCGGAGUAAUAGACUACCAAGGCGCCCGGAUCCAGCUACUCGACCUACCAGGUAUAGUAGAAGGAGCCUCGCAAGGUCGCGGCAGAGGGCGCCAAGUAGUGAGCGUCGCUAAGACUGCAGAUCUGAUCAUCAUGAUGCUGGACGCUACAAAGUCGCAUGAACAGCGCCGACUGCUCGAGGUGGAGCUUGAAGCUGUGGGAAUCAGGCUGAACAGGGCUAAACCUGACGUGGUAUUCAAGCAGAAAUCCGGAGGAGGCAUCGUCAUAAACGCUACUGUAAAGCUGACCAAGAUUGACGAGAAGGCCGUGCGGACCGUCUUGUCAGGAUACAAGAUCCACAACUGCGAUGUGAUGAUCCGCGAGGACAUCACGAUAGACGAAUUCAUCGACGUCCUUAUCGGGAACCGGAAAUACAUACCCUGUCUCUACGUGUACAACAAGGUGGAUUCUAUCUCGCUAGAAAGGGUGGAGCAGCUGGCGCAGGAAGAUCACUCGGUAGUGAUAAGCUGUGAGAUGGGGCUCAACCUCGAUUAUCUCCUAGAACAGAUGUGGGAGGAACUCGGGCUCGUCAAGAUCUAUACCAAAAAACGCGGUACCCACCCAGAUCUGCACGACCCCAUCUGUCUCCGACGCGGCGCAACCAUAGAACACGUCUGCCACGGGAUCCACCGUUCCCUAGCGUCCAAAUUCAGAUAUGCGCUCGUCUGGGGUAAGUCGUCCAAGUUUAACCCGCAUGCGCAGAAGGUGGGGUUGGGACAUGCGGUGGCGGAUGAGGAUGUGGUUAGCAUUUUACAAAGUAGGGCCGUGCGUCGUGGAUAUGGGUGAGGCAGUGAGGUGAAUUGAAGUCUGUUGUAUCUGUAUCUCGGGCAAGAGAACAUGAAGAAUCAAAUUUCC